CAGCAUAUAUAAAACCUGCUGUGGAUUAAAAGGUCGACUUUAUUAGGUUUUAUCUGGACCAGAACCUGGCAGACCCGGUACCAGAAGAAGCUGAUCGGAACCAGCUGGUUAAACCCAUGUUGUCCUGUAUUCUGACUGGAGCCCGACAGGCUGCCCUAAGGGAGGCUUUUAUUGUGAAACCCAACCGGAAGCAGCGGUCUGGCCCCUCGGCGCUGCUCGGCAGUGAUCGGCCAUGUUCGGCUGCUCUCGCUUUAUUUUCAUCUCCGCCUCCAGCUGAGCGGAGCGACAAGAAGUUCGGACACCGAGGAGCUUAGAGGGGCUGAGGAGGCGAACCGAACCCGGAACCGGAUCCGAACCACUGCGGGACCAGGACACACAGAGCGGAACCGGGACUGUAACUGGACCGGAACCACAGCAGGACAGCAUGAUGAACGGGGGAUAGAGGUUCCGGACCAGAGGUCCAGAGGUUCUGUGCAUCAGAACCGGGUCCCAGCGGACCGCCGGCUGCUGCAGACAGGAACAUGUACCAGGUCCAGCUGAAGGAGAAGCAGGAAAGUCGACCCCUGCUGAGUCCCUCCAUCGAUGACUUCCUCUCAGAGAGCCGCAGUGACGCCUCCUCCAGCCAACCCCUGACCUCCAGCCGACCCCUGACCUCCAACACAGCAGUUUUGGCCACGGCUCUGGACCUGGUGGACCUCAGCGACCCGCCUGAGACCCGGGAGCGCAGGGCGAGGAAGAGUCCGCUGAGGAUGAAGGGCGGGUCCAGGAGUCCUCGACACAGAACCAGAACCGAUGAGACAGAACUAACCCAGGUCCGAGUGGACCCCCUGCCCACCAGUCCCAGAACCCCUGAACGGAUCUCUCUGGACUCAGUCAGCCUGUCGUCUCCUCUGGACAAAUGGGACGAGGUCCAGCAGGACUUGGAGGACGGAGGAGAAAGCAGGAGACGAUGCCAGACCAGAUGCACCUCCCAGCACUCCUCCAGUGAACUGCUGUGGUCUGCAGAGUUUAAAACUGAACCCUUGACAAAGAACAGCAUGGACGUCCACAGCCUGGACGACCUGGACUUCAUAUCUCUCACACAGGACAGCAGCGUGUCCAGAUUUCGCAGAAGGACUCGCUCUCUGCUGGUCGGGAACGAGUCUCCAGAGGACGAGUUUGUCCGAGCGAAGGCUGCAGUCGAGUCGGACACGGAGUUCUGGGACAAGAUGCAGGCGGAGUGGGAAGAACUGGCCCGGAGGAACUGGCUGGAGGAGUCGGACAGUCAGCAGAAGCCCAUCCCGCCGUCCGUUUCUCCUGUGGAGAAGGGUUACUACUUCAGCACCACCAAUCCAUUCAGAGACCAACCCAACGCAUUCAUCGAGGGUCAGGAGAAAGCUCGCCAAGGAGACCUGAACGCCGCCGUCCUGCUGCUGGAGGCCGCCAUCCUGCAGGACCCCAACGAUGCCGAGGCGUGGCAGAUGCUGGGGACGACCCAGGCUGAGAACGAGAACGAGCAGGCCGCCAUCGCGUCCCUGCAGAGGUGCCUGGAGCUGCGGCCCAACAACCUGCAGGCCCUCAUGGCGCUGGCCGUCAGCUUCACCAACAGCGGCCUGCUGAGGGAGGCCUGUGACGCUCUGCGCCGCUGGAUCCGCCACAACCAUCGAUACAGGCACCUGGUCCAGGACAGCAGGGGCCCCACCUCACCAGCCAGGGGCCAGGCCUCACCGGGCAGGGGCCCCGGCUGCUCCACACCUGCAAGUGUGGAGCUGCAGGACGUCCUGCUGCUGUUCCAGGAGGCGGCUCUGCUGAACGUGGACGGCGUGGACCCGGACCUGCAGACCGGACUGGGCGUCCUCUACAACCUGAGCUCCGAGUUUGACAAGGCGGUGGAGGCCUUCAGCGCGGCACUGUCUGUCAGACCUCAGGAUUACCUGCUGUGGAACCGGCUGGGAGCGACGCUGGCCAACGGGAACCGCAGCCAGGAGGCGGUGGAGGCCUACAGCCGAGCCCUGGAGCUGCAGCCCGGCUUCAUCCGCUCCAGGUACAACCUGGGCAUCAGCUGCAUCAACCUGGGAGCUCACAGGGAGGCCGUCAGUAACUUCCUCACGGCUCUGAACCAGCAGAGGCGGAGUCAGAGCUGCAGCCAGCAGCAGAUGUCGGCCAACAUCUGGGCCGCCCUGCGCAUCGCCAUCUCCAUGAUGGACCGCCCCGAGCUGUUCCAGGCCGCCAACAUGGGGGAUCUGGACCUGCUGAUGGCAGCCUUCCAGGUGGGGGACCUGUGAUGGGCCCCCAGGGGCCCACAGACACCAGGACGGCUGCAGCUUCUCAGCACAAUCCUUUA
Molecule: messenger RNA, 2323 nt
Organism: Cyprinodon variegatus (sheepshead minnow)
Lineage: Eukaryota; Metazoa; Chordata; Actinopteri; Cyprinodontiformes; Cyprinodontidae
Product: PEX5-related protein-like
Exons: 13
Coding region: 522-2264 (580 amino acids)
Biological process (GO): protein import into peroxisome matrix, docking
Cellular component (GO): cytosol; peroxisomal membrane
Molecular function (GO): protein binding
Source: RefSeq, a predicted model, not a curated record